Molecule: messenger RNA, 2589 nt
Organism: Rhincodon typus (whale shark)
Lineage: Eukaryota; Metazoa; Chordata; Chondrichthyes; Orectolobiformes; Rhincodontidae
Gene: ube2d1b
Product: ubiquitin-conjugating enzyme E2D 1b
Exons: 7
Coding region: 176-532 (118 amino acids)
Biological process (GO): protein polyubiquitination; ubiquitin-dependent protein catabolic process
Cellular component (GO): nucleus
Molecular function (GO): ubiquitin conjugating enzyme activity
Source: RefSeq, a predicted model, not a curated record
UUUUUGGUGGAUUUUGACAGUGGAAUAACAUGCUUUUUGUUCCCUCUGGUUCUUGACUGUAUUGAAUUUCAAUUAAUUUUAAAAACAAUAUAAGGCUGCCAAGUUAACUAAGGAACUAAAAGACUUGCAACGAGACCCACCAGCUCAAUGUUCAGCAGGUCCAGCAGGAGAUGAUAUGUUCGCUUGGCAAGCCACUAUCAUGGGACCUUAUGACAGUCCAUAUCAGGGAGGAGUGUUCUUUCUUGCAAUUCAGUUCCCCACAGAUUACCCUUUUAAACCGCCAAAGGUUGCAUUUACAACAAAAAUAUAUCAUCCAAACAUAAACAGCAAUGGCAGCAUUUGUCUUGAUAUUCUGCGAUCACAGUGGUCACCAGCAUUAACAAUAUCAAAAGUUUUAUUAUCUAUUUGUUCACUCCUGUGCGAUCCUAAUCCUGAUGAUCCACUGGUUCCAGAAAUUGCACACAUGUACAAAACAGAUAAGGAAAAAUACAACAAGCAAGCAAGAGACUGGACUCAGAAAUAUGCAAUGUAGAAUCAUUGUUGGGUAUACUGCAACAAUCCAAUAGAAGAAAAAGUGACAACACUAUUUUUUCCAAUUGAAACACAUAGAGUUCACAAUAAAUAUUCAUUGUGGGCAAUAAGUACUGUAAAUUUUCUUAACUGCAAACAAAGUAUGGUCAUUGUCUGUUUUCAGAACUGCAAACUGUUCUUACAGUAAUUGCUAAAUGAGCAAUGAGGCCAGUAGUUUACCAAUAAAAUUCCACGUAGUGGUGUUUUUGCUAUUCUGACAAGCAUUCCAACGCUACUUCUGAUCUGUUAUCUGGUACAACUGUUAAUUCUAUGCAUUUUGGACUGGUAUUAAGUAUUUUCUGAGUCAGUUUUCUUUCACUUUGCUGCACUUGUGCCAAGAUGUUGGUGAGAAAUGUGGGAAUAAGCUGGUUGCCAACAGUGAUUUCAAUGUCAUAAACUGCACAAAUGUUGGCCUGCCCAUUCUUACUGCAUUCCAUUUAUUUACUGGAAGUCCUGGAGAUGCAUCGGUCUCUUGGUCAGACUUGGAGUCAGUUUUUUUUUUUAAAAAACUUGCGCAGUUGACCUAAUCACUCACCAAACCUUGUACUAUGUUGCAUCAACCAGACAAUAACAAAUUGAAAAUUAUCCCUUGUAACCAUCACAAUUAAAAUAGCAAUUUUCAAUCUGGUUUAAUGUCUUUUCAUUAGGGAUAGAAAUGUAAAUCUACAUGGUGCUGGCUCUUUAUAAUUGACAUAUAUACAGUAUUAUCUACCUCUGGUAAAAUAUAUCUUUCUUUGCCUAUCAUCCAUCUCACUGAUUACAAGAUUGUUUUGGACCCACCUCUAAUUGGUUUGAUAUGCUUACUUGUGUUUAUCCAAUUUGAAGUAAAAUUGCUGUUGUGAAUGCUUUUGACGUUAAAUGAUAGAUUAAAUCACAGCCAAUUUUCCAAUUGCCUGGAUUCCUUAAGCUUGAACUACAGCGUCAGAGACAAUUUUAGAACAUUUUGUCUCAAAGGUUUCUAAAUUAUUUAGAACAGUUAAAAUCAUGGAUAAAAUUUAUUUUGCAACCAAAAUGGAUGAUGCUUACUGCAAGCCUUGAAUCAUGACUGAACUUCUAUCUUUAUAGAUAUGACUGAAAAAUGCACUUUUUCUCUAAACUGAAGAGCUGAACUGCUGCAGUUGUAAUUAAAACAGUUGGACUGUUUUGCCAGUGAUUUGUCUUCUUUUAAAACGACCUCAUUUUUUUUCUGUUUGUCUGACUUACUCAUCCUUACUGAAACCUGGAAAAGUCUCUGUAUUACCGCAUAUUACUUUGCAAAGUACGUACCCUGUUUUGUGGUCUAUCCCUUACCCUUCUUAAAAGCCAGUUUUUUGCUCAUUUGAAACAUUUAACCCUGCCUUUUUAGUCUUUUAACCCACUGUCAGAAUCUCUGAACUUUAAACCCUAUCACCUUGUCUCUCCACGGAUGUUAGCUGACCUAUAGAGUGUUUCCAGAAUAUUUCAAUUUUUUGAUUUGACUUCCAGAAUCUGCAUAUCUUACUUUGUUCAGACUGAUGUUCACAGGGGCUGGCCCAUGAUGAACAGAAGUUGGAUUAAAUUGUCAAAUAGCCACUUUGAAGAAAACUUUAAGGCAGUGCCUGUAGGAGCUGGGCUUUUCGGUUAUAUCACUGGCUGAGAAAUGCAAAGCAAGAGACAAAAAGGAAUUUUUGUAAAAGAAACACGUCAGAGGCUUUUCUCCUCUUUUGAUAACUCAUGGCUAACUAUGCAUAUCUGUUUUAUUUUAAUUGUUAAAACUUAAAGCAAGGUCGCUAGGCUUGUCCAACUUUCACUUUUUGUCCAAAUAAAAAUGCUCACCAAAUUUAGUUCACAUUGGCAGCUGUUAUUUGUAUUCUAUAUAUUGUGUCUAGAUCUGUUUAAACAUUAAUAUUGGUAUUCUCCAAAUCCCCACACUAAUUUCUGACAUGGUAAUAGCUGAUAACUUUAGACUUUUAACACUGUGCCUGUAGUUUGUAUGUACGGCAUGGUAUUUGCAACAAAAACUCUUUUCUAGUGAAAUAUAUAAAAUUCAACUUGAAAGUC